Molecule: messenger RNA, 8595 nt
Organism: Gambusia affinis (western mosquitofish)
Lineage: Eukaryota; Metazoa; Chordata; Actinopteri; Cyprinodontiformes; Poeciliidae
Gene: kdm7aa
Product: lysine (K)-specific demethylase 7Aa
Exons: 18
Coding region: 3309-5576 (755 amino acids)
Biological process (GO): regulation of transcription by RNA polymerase II; protein demethylation
Molecular function (GO): transcription coregulator activity; histone demethylase activity
Source: RefSeq, a predicted model, not a curated record
AUCACCAAUCCUUCUUCUUACUUACGUAUUUUUAUAUAUCUAUUUUAGCUCUUGAAAGUCUCCUGCGUCACCAAACCCUUGUGAUGCUGCUGCUUUUGCCUCACAUGGUUAAUUCUUGUUGCCAAGCCGACUGGCCUGGUCACGCAGGAUGUUGUGGCGUCAUGGCGCUGCACUUGUUGCCAGAGUUUCCCACAGUUCAGACCCAGCUGCUGUUUAACUCGCGCGGCUCUGGAAUGGACCUUCGGUAUGCAGCGGAGGAUUGCACAAGCUUGUGGUUUGGCUGUUGCAGAACAGUUUCGGCUUGCAGUGUGGGUGUUGCUGUUGCAGAGUAGUCGACUGUCCUGGUGCGAAUUAAUAUCUUUCUUCCUCAACUUGCGUUUUAGAUUUUGUUCAUCACUAUUUUUGUCGGACGUUCAGGUGAUGAGAAUGUUUUCCCUCUGAUUCAGUGUGAAUGAUUUGUUGCAUUAUUAGUUUUUACAGUUUGUGGGACUUAAAGGUUUCAGAUCAUUGUCCAAAUUUAGCAGUUUUUACCAGCAUGGUAGCUUUGAAAUGGAGCUUAGGCGAAAAUUCAAACUGGGAGACUCGACCAGCUUCACCACAUCAUCUAAUCACCACGCCUGGCCUCAGCCAAUCCGGAACGGAGCUCUACGCCGCUCCAGCCAAUCGUCAUCCAAGGACACCUUCAAGAGUUCAAGCUACCCUCGGGGCUUCCUGCUCGUCAGCCGUGCUACGACUCUACGUGCGCCGUCCUCUGCAGCAACCGCUGGUUGUCUCCACGAUCCGCUGUGGCCCCACCGACACACGUCGGCUCUUCCUGCUCGUCCCAUUAUGGACUCGAUUCGUUGCCUGACCGUUUUUCCCAGUCCACCUCCGGGAGAACUUCACCAUCAGAUCGCUACGCUCACCUCCGCGUAUCUCAACUCACAGCUGGCUCUUCAGCUUCAUCAAUCGACAACUCCACCUGCGCCCACUGGGCGUUGUCUAGGUAAGACGUACCUGCUCCUGACUAGUUCAUUUUCCGUUCACAUCAUGUCACCGUCAGCGCUCCAGUACCUUUAAGUCAUGUUUUUUUUUUUUCUUCUCCUCGCCUCCUAUCGCUGGUCAUUUUCGACGUUUUCAGGGUCGUGAUUAGCCUAAUUAGUUGCAGAGCCAGAUUUUAAACUGAUCUGAGUCUCACCGGCCCCGCCUUUCUAAGGGCGGUCAUUUUCGUCAACCUCAUUCCAUCAUUACCCCGCUCAGGCCGCCGUAGCCCUCUCUUUCCUCGGUUGCUUAGAUCGCUCCAAAUUCUGUCUGAAAUCCCAGUUUGUAUCUCAACACAUUCCGCUCUCCAGCCCCAGCUGCCGCUGGGCUUUUAAUCGCAGCACCAAUUUUAAGCUUUUCAAAAUUAGUAGAGGGGAAUCCUUUAAGCCAUAUAUGAAACGUACCUGGAAACUAGCGGAGUUAUGCGCAAGCUUUUAUUCACAGUUUCUACUUUAAUUUAUAUAAAAAAUAAAUAAAUAAAUAAAAAAACUAUUUUGUUGGAUCAGCCGUUCAGUUUCACGCUCCUUAUUCUGGGUCAGAGGAGGCGUGCUUGCCUACUCAACUACCUGCCUCUUCUCCAUCAGUUCCAUUCUAGCAGCCUAUUCACACAAACAGACAGCAGAGCGUCCUGAGCGCCGCAACUCCAAAAUGGUGCAGUUAUUCAGCUGCCUGAAACAGGAAAUACUUUAUCUAUGGACACAGCAGGUAGAUUACCCGAGAACAGAGACGCAGCCUUCCCGGGUCGGCGCUUCAGACAGUGCGGUCCAGGUAAAAGUGUACAACGCGGCAGAAGUGCAUGAAGGGCUUUAUUAGUAGGUACAAUACACAACCAACCGCAAUCCCGGCCACCAAACGUAAAGGCUCGUCGUUCUCAGUUGAGCAGGUCAGGAACACAAACCACGCAGCCUCGCACCGGGAUAAAUGGUCUCGUGCAUACACCCUAGCAGCACCUUCACCAGUGGGGCGCUUGACCGCACCCGGAGUACAUAGCGGGGAGGAUGGUACUCCUCCCACCUCUGUUGGGCCUAUGUCGCUCUUCCCAGAACCGCCCCAGAAGGAAGCAGCGUUCUGGGGCCAGUAGUCUCAUCACCGGAAGCCGCUCGUAGGCCCUUUCUAAUUGUUCAACUUCAUCGCAGCUAGCAGUGCGUAUCUCGUCCGCGUAUUUCCAGUCGCACGCGUCAACAUCUGCCCUCUGACAGGCAGGUCUCACCUGCACAGCGAUCCGAACUCACUAGCGUCCUCUUUCAAGUCAUUCAUAGUUAGCAACACCGCUCGCCCGGACUGCUUCCUUUACUCGUCAUCCAUCGGUUCCGACUCGUAUCUAGGAGGCAUACUUGCAGUUAGUAUGCAGACAUGAGCGCUAAGGAGGUUCGCGUCAUCCGCACAGCGUCAGUUCGUCACACGUGACAGAAUAAAACCAGCCAACGUUUUCUUACAUGAAUGGUCACUCGUGCUUGACGCAGUCACUAUAAGUAAGUACUACUGGAGUUAGUCGCAGCCAACCAUAAAGUACACUCGCUUAAAACAAGCCUCUCAUUCCCCGAUAGUCCGACUGCCUACCAACAAAUUGGACUGUCACUGGCAAUAAGUCCCGUCAGACUGCAGGCCUCAACCAACGCCUAUCAGUCCUGUCAGACUGCAGGUCAGCCGGGCCUCGGCCCGGCUCCCUCUUUUGGGGGGAAGACUAUCCGAGCUCGCCGAGCAGACCGCCUGCUCACGGCGAUCCUCGGCUCGGGGUCUUCUGCCGGGUCCGAGCGCCAAAGAAUUGUACCAUUAAAUCUUUUAACUGCUAUUUUCUUCUCUUUGUGAGUCUCUCCAGAUUGAAAUGGAGCUUAGGCGAAAAUUCAAACUGGGAGACUCGACCAGCUUCACCACAUCAUCUAAUCACCACGCCUGGCAUCAGCCAAUCCGGAACGGAGCUCUACGCCGCUCCAGCCAAUUGUCAUCCAAGGACACCUUCAAGAGUUCAAGCUACCCUCGGGGCUUCCUGCUCGUCAGCCGUGCUACGACCCUCCUCCUCCCCAUCUCCACCUUCACCAUGAGGGACAUACUCUAGGAUCCUCCGUGCUCUCCCAUCUCCAGACUCCGCUCCACCACCAGAUUCGGUCCCGGGGGAAAGACUAUCCGAGCUCGCCGAGCAGACCGCCUGCUCACGGCGAUCCUCGGCUCGGGGUCUUCUGCCGGGUCCGAGCGCCAAAGAAUUCUGUGUUCACGUUGAGGAGCACCAUGCCGUGGAUAUCGACGUUUACCACUGUCCCAACUGCGAUGUCAAACAUGGACCCUCCCUGAUGAAAAGGCGCAACAACUGGCACAGACAUGAUUACACGGAGCCAGAUGACGGGUCCAAGCCGGUCCAGGCCGGUACCUCUGUGUUCGUUAAGCAGCUUCAGCAAAGGACCUUCCCGAGUGCCGAGGAGAUCCUGAUACGGAUGAAGGGUGAGCAGGUGACCACCAGGUAUUUGGAGAGACACGGCUUCAACUACCCCAUCGUGAUCACCGAGAUGGAGGGCCUGGGUCUGAAGCUGCCCCCUCCUACCUUCUCCGUCAAAGACGUGGAGCAGUAUGUGGGUGGUGACAAAGUUAUCGACGUGAUUGAUGUGGCACGGCAGGCGGACAGCAAGAUGAAACUCAGCGAAUUUAUCAUGUAUUUCACCAAGCCCCAUCGACCCAAAGUCCUCAAUCUCAUCAGCCUGGAGUUCUCCGACACAAAGAUGUCGGAGUUGGUUGAGGUUCCUGAUGUGGCCAAGAAAAUGUCUUGGGUGGAAAACUACUGGCCUGAUGACUCGUUCUUCCCAAAACCCUUCGUCCAGAAGUACUGCCUUAUGGGUGUUAAGGACAGCUACACGGACUUCCACAUAGACUUUGGAGGAACUUCAGUCUGGUAUCAUGUUUUGUGGGGUGAGAAGAUCUUCUAUUUGAUCAAACCCACUCCCACCAACCUUGCACUAUAUGAGGCAUGGAGCUCCUCGCCCAAUCAGAGCGAAGUGUUCUUCGGGGAUAAAGUUGAUAAGUGCUACAAGUGUGUUGUUACCCAAGGAACCACCCUGCUCAUCCCUACAGGCUGGAUCCAUGGUGUUCUCACCUCUCAGGAUUGCAUGGCAUUCGGAGGGAACUUCCUUCACAACCUCAAUAUUGGCAUGCAGCUCAGGUGUUAUGAAAUGGAGCGUCGCCUGAAGACUCCAGACCUCUUCAAGUUUCCAUACUUUGAGGCUAUUUGUUGGUAUGUGGCUAAAAACCUCUUGGAAAUGCUAAAAGAGCUGCGUGAGGACAGCUGUCCUCCACCAACCUACCUUGUAGACGGAGUCAGGGCUUUAAUCGGCGCACUGAGGACGUGGUUGAAAAGAGAGGUGACUGAGCCGACCAGCGAGGUUCCAGAUCAUAUCCGGCCCAACCAUCUCAUCAAGGAGCUGACCAAGGAAAUCCGCUACCUGGAGGAGGAACCAGUGAGCGGCAGCAAGCCAGUGAAAUCUCAGGGAAGUGGCGUGCCGUUGGGAGCAAAUGGCUGCCUCACCACCCGUGCCCUGGAGAGGCUGUGCCAGGCGCGGCAGGCGAGGCGAGCCGCCCGGCGGCUCCGGGAGCAGCAGCAGCAGCAGCAGGCCCCCAAGACGCCGUCCAACCUGGACAUCCUGGAGCAGCACACCAUGGAGGUGCUGAAGAGGGUGGAGGUGGGGACGCUCGAAGAGGAUCCAGCGUUUUGUGCCAAGGUUCUCGGAAAGUUUAACAAAGUGUCGACUGCAUCGGCAGCAGCUGCGGAGUCCUUGGAGGACAACCACCUACGUCUCAUGUUGGUCAACGGCAGAAUCAUCCGAGAUUUAAGGCGACUGGGGAGCAGUCCGGUAAAGACGGAGGGUGAGCAGUCAUGUGUCGACCAAAGCCCACCAAAGAGCACAGCUGAGAAAGCAUCGCUCCUCAGGCGACUGGAAAGGGUGAAGAAUGAUCUCAGGGAGGAGACCUCAGGACACUCCAGCGUCUCGGAUGUGGAGUCAGACAGCGACUCUCCCUCAGAAAGUAAAUCGUCGUCGUCAUCUUCAUCUUCUGACGAUGAUUCGGAGAGUUCCCAGGAGGAAGACGAGGAGGAGGAGGAGCAGAACGGCUCAGGGCACAGGAUGGAUCUGGACCAGUCGGGUCAGAAACUCAGGCACAAACACAAACCACUCAAACGAGAACGUCCUACCUCACCCAGCACAGAAGAGGCCAUUCAGGGGAUGCUGUCCAUGGCUGGUCUGCUGGAGGAGGCGCCGUCGCCCCAGGAGUCCUGGUGGGCCGGUUCGACCCAACGCUCGCUGCAGGGGGGCAAGAGUCCCAUGGACAGCCAGGGCAACAGCAGCAGCGAGGCCUGGGACAAUCAAGGGCUCCCCAGCCCUGAUACGGAGUACCAGUACUGUGACCCCUCCAUGUCUCCGCCGCUGCACCCUUCCAAGAGGAACGCGCCCAACCCUCCACCCAUCAGCAACCAGGCUACAAAAGGUAAAAGGCCCAAAAAAGGAAUGGCAACAGCCAAACAGAGACUUGGAAAGAUCCUUAAACUCAACAGACACAGUCGUGUUUUUGUUUGACGCGCUUCCUGAAACUUCAAACUCAAAGAAAAAAAAAGAUAAUUUUCCAUCAGUUCUCAAAGAAUUUUUUAAAAAAAGAAGAAAGACAGAGAGAGAAAAAAAAAAAUUUUUUGUCACUUUUGUGCCGGAGGGGGAAAAAAAGAUGGAGACGACUGGAUCUGAAAACACGCUCACUGUGCAUGCUGAGGAGACAGGGUAUUGAAUUUGAGCAAAUCUUCACAGGAAAACAAUUAAAAUAAAAGCACACUAAGAACAAAAAAAGGAGAAUUGUGUGAAUUUUCAUGCGGAUUAAAUAGAAGUUUCAGCGGGCAUUCGAAUGGGACUAGGAAAACCUGCGAGCUUUGCUUCUGGAUGAGGUCAGCGGGUUGAAACGUGGUGCUUCGAGCAAUUAAAAGAAAAAAAAUGGAGGCUGCGGCGAACUGAAAUUUCAAAAUGGUGCUUCUUGUUUUGUAUUCUUCUUCCACCUGUGCUUUUCUUCCUCCCUCUUUUUAUCUCAAUCACACCAGCAAUAAUGACUUUGGCGCGAGAGGAGAGGCAGAGAGCGGAAAGAGAGCGCUGCCUCUCCCUGAAUUUGUUUUCAAUAGGAUUUAACUUUAAUUUAUUUCUCAUUUUAUCAGUUUUAUUUUCAAUGUGUUUAUGGAUUAUGUAUUUAUUAAUUGAAAGAAUUGAUGAUUUUAUUAUGAAAUGACCAUGAAACCUUCAGUUUUGAGGGUUUUAAGAGGUUUUUCUUUUCUUUUUUUAAUCUUCAAACAUUUUUGUAAAUGUGGAUGUUUUUAGUCUUGAGUAGCAGUUGACCUUCGACCUUUCUAACUUUCUGUCGUCACGAAUCUUUUCCUUCUGCAGUUGACUUGAGCCUGUGUUGACUCCUGUCUCUUCCCAGUGAUUGUUGGGCGAUGUGUGUAGAGACUUAGGUUAGGUUUAUUUCUUUCAUGUCUUCACCUGAACAUUCUCAGUUAGUGCCACUUAACUUUAAUUAGCAAAAAAAAAAAAACAACAACAAUUAAAUAUCUGAGCCACUGUGGUCGGUACAAAGUACUUUAGUAGUUUUUAUACCCCUUGAACUUUUCCUAUUUGUUACUUUAAAGAAAUUUAAUGAUAUACCAAGAUAAUAGUAGACAAAAUUUUUUAAAAUAUUGGCACUUCAUUCCAAGCAAAUAAUUUUAAAUUGAAUUAGUUUAUUGUGGCUAAAAUUAUAUUGACAACUACAGGGUGCUGAGUAAUGCGCCAGAGGGGAUUCCCAUGACUGAAAUUAUACACUCUAAGGCAAAUACAAUAAUUUUAAGUCUUUUUCUUUUUUUAUUCAAUAUAUUUAUCAUUUUCAACAACACUUCCUUCCUUUUUUUAUCUAAUAAUUGUAAAGAUAAAAAUUUAUAACCUCAGCAUGAUUCUGCCACCACCAUAAAUCCCCCCAGUGUUCAGUUCAGGGUGAAGUGCAGUGUCAGUUUUCUGACAGUUUUUUUUAUUUUUUUUAUUUUAGUUUGUACUAAUUAAAGUAAGAAUAUAUUUUAUUAUAUAUUUACUUUUUUUUUUUUUACUUUGGAGUCCCACAGCAUGAUUCUGCCACCUCCAUGUUUUCCAGUGUUCAGUUCAGAGUGAGCUGCAGUGUUAGCUUUCAGUCACAAGCUUAUAUUUAUCUUUUUGACUAUUUGAUAUAAAAUAGGAAAACAUACAUUAUUAAAUAUAUAUUUGAAUAUAUAGUUGUUUAUGGCUACAAACUCUUGAUUCUCACAGCAUGAUACUUCCACCACCAUGUAUUUUCCGCUGGAGGUGCUCUUUUCAGUUAAAAGUGGUGCACUUUUUUCUGCCACAGUCUGAUUUAUUUUUAUUUUUACAAAUUUAUAUUUGUGGCUAAAAUUUUAAUUCCCACAACAUGAUUCUGCCACCAACUAGCUUCACAGUGGAGACACUCUAUUCGACUCAGAAUUAUGUACUUUUAGUUUUUCCCCAAUAUAUUAUUUAAAUUAACCAUUUUUAAACAUGGCAACUAAUCAGAUUCCCUCAGCAUUAUGUUGCCACCACCAAGUUUUGAAGUAGAGAUUGUGAUUUUGGUGAAUUAACUUUAUUUUAGGAAGGAAGUUGGGGAUUGUUUUAACUUAAUGUACAAAAACAAAGGAUUAUACAAUGCAAUACUUUAGGUUUGUCAUGUAAAAACUAUAGUUUAAAUUUAGUGGUUUUAAAGUGACAAAAAUGGGGAAAUGUUCAAGGGGUAGAAACAGUCAAAGUGUUCAGAAAAACGAGGAACCUCCGAUGGGAAUGUGUGAGUAUUGUUUUUAUUUUCAGUACCAGUGAUGUUGUGAAACGUGAGCAGUUCUUCACUCUCAGGGAAUGAUGCCAUGGACAUUAACCUCCGAUUAACCACCAGCCACAUCAUCACGGAUGCAGACAGGAUGCUCUCAGCUCUCCCAGGACUUUCAGGAAGUCCUGCUUCCGAGAAGCUGAGGUUUGUUUUCAUAUUUCCAAAAAAAGAAACAAAAUAACCUCCAUUUUGAGGUUUUUCAGGUUGCUGUCACCAGUCAUUGUAUCUUCCGCUGUUGUCCCUCAAACUUCCAAGUUGUGUUCAACUCAGUAUUACUCAUUCAUCACCCUCCUGGAGUUGACCCUUGACCUCAUCAGUGAACUGCCAUAUAGCUUUAAGACCAUUCUGUGAACAGUGUGAGGCUGGGAAAACUUUUCUCAGGUUGACCUACAAGUAACUGUGUGAUGAUCGCCAGGCUGAUUCCCUACACUACACUCUUUAACUUUUUCAAUUCUUUGCAUGUCAAGUCAUUUAAGAAUAAAAAAAGAAAAGAAAACGCGAGCUGGCCCGCAGGCAGGGUUUGUUUAUAAGCUGUAGUAUUCACACAGGAUUUAUCACCUCCCACCUCUUUUUUUUAAGCAUUUGUGUUGUCGGUUCUUGCAAAAGAUUGCUUCUGAUUUUAAAUCUACUAACACUGGCUAACUGUGACACUGUUGAUGCGUUGCAUUUGUUUCUGCAUUUCAAAAAUUGCUUGUAAAUAAAACGAAUGAAAUAAAAACAAAA